GACGAGCCGGCUCUCCCUCUCUAUUCACCUAGGACUGAAGGAGCAUCGAGUCUGUCACGGAAUAUAUGCAAACAAGAGAAGCAAACUGGGAACCAGGACCAAUCAUCUACUUCAACAAGCCCUUAUCACAAGUGCCACUUCCUAAAUAGUGUCAUUACGAGUCAUUUUUUACUGUCAGCUUCUUUCAUCCUGUGGCUCACCGGUUCGGCUCGACCAUGGUUCUGUGUGAGGACGGUGAGUGCAGCGUCUGCCUCUCGCCCUACUCGAGGAUGGACAGGAUCCCCCGGGUGCUGCACUGCAGGCACACCUUCUGCGAGCCGUGCCUGGAGACGAUGUCCCAGGCCAGGAGCGGGCUGCUGACCGUGGGCUGCCCUCUGUGUCGCCGGGUGACCUGCAUAGGCCGCGGCCUCAGCCUGCAGGAAGCUCUGUGGGUCAACAGCCGGCUGUGGGAGCAGAUACCAGAGGAAGUGGACGCAGAGGCCGAGGAGGAGGAGGAGGAAGAGGAGGGGGAGGAAGAAGACGGACUGAAGCAGGAAGCAGAAGGGGAGAGGAUAGAGGCUAAACAGCAACCUUCAUCACAAGCAGAAUGUGUUUCCUCCAGGUCCUCCAGAACAAAGCUCAAAUUACCCGCCUUCUUCCGAAAGUUCAGUCUGACGAAGCAGCACCAGGAGAGGAUCGUGCCUGGCAGCAACGUGGAAAUGAAAUCCUGGCGCAGACUCUCAACUGAGGAGACAGUUUGAAAAAAGGACAAAGAGUAAUGUCACAUGACGCCUCGUGAAGACCUGACUCAGCCUUGUCAGUGGAAGGAAAGUUGAAGCCGUUAGGACCCAGGAUCCAUUUGUGCUCCUGUCAGGACAAUGUUUUGUCCUCAGCCAAAGGUGCUCUGUCUCCCCAUUAUUUAUUCUAGGCUUAAUUCUCCCAGCUGGUGCUGUGGGAUUUGGUUCAGCUGUCCCAGUGGGGCUAACACCCCAAGACCCCCUCAUAACAGAUGGUCUCCUGAGGACGUUCCCUUUUACCUAGCCACAGCUGAACAUUGAACAUAACAUAUUGUUUUCUUUAAUUUAUGAUA
Messenger RNA from Seriola dumerili (greater amberjack), 1069 nucleotides. RefSeq names its product E3 ubiquitin-protein ligase rnf168-like. The record is from RefSeq and is a predicted model, not a curated record. Bases 216 to 740 code for a protein of 174 amino acids. NCBI's taxonomy places the organism in Eukaryota, Metazoa, Chordata, Actinopteri, Carangiformes, Carangidae. The transcript is spliced from 4 exons. Gene Ontology annotation, molecular function: ubiquitin protein ligase activity. Gene Ontology annotation, biological process: protein ubiquitination.